This is a messenger RNA of Metopolophium dirhodum (rose-grain aphid), 1026 nucleotides long. RefSeq lists its product as uncharacterized. The record is from RefSeq and is a predicted model, not a curated record. NCBI's taxonomy places the organism in Eukaryota, Metazoa, Arthropoda, Insecta, Hemiptera, Aphididae. Bases 1 to 1026 code for a protein of 341 amino acids. The transcript has 2 exons.
AUGACGGAAUGUCAGAAUUUUCCACCCGCGGAUGUAGCCGCAAUUACAAAUUUCAACAACACGGAAGGACUUUAUAACAAAUUUCUAGGCAAACUAAAAGUUACAGACUCCGACUGGAAGCUAGUAAAUUUUCUUAAUCUAGAAUAUUAUACAACAAGAUACCUGGCGUUAUCCAGAUUUUAUAAUACUACAUCUCAACUCUGUAGUGAAAUACGAAACAAUGAUCAGUCUAAAAGUAGAACCCGUCGUGGACUUAGCAACGCCGUUAGUAGGGUGGCCAACGUACUUAUCGGUUAUGCUGAGAACAUUGAUUUCGGAUUUAUCUUCAACAAAAUAACUCAAUUAGUGAAAAGUAAAGUAAAAGAUAUCAAUUUAACAUCGGAACAAACUCGAAUCAUUGAAUUAACAACCAAUGAACAUAAUUAUACAUUAAACCAGAUAUUAACAAACCAGCAAAAACUUGAACAAAACAUUCAGCUACUAAGCGAACAAGCUAAGAAAAACGCAAAGGACAUUGAUCAAAUAAAGAUCAGAACAACGCUAUUAGAACAGACUCUCUUCUUCGAAGUCCUACUGAAUCAAUACGCAUAUGAGACACAAAAUCUUUUGGCAAUAAUUGAUUCUGCCUUAGAUGGCAAAUUACACACCAGUUUAUUGCACACCCAGCGUUGGUUAGCAAAUCUUCGAGAAAUUAAGGCAAACAUCCCAAUAGGGACGACUUUCCCACUUGAGAUUAAAACAGAAUCUAUUGCUGAUUUCAUAAAAAUUUCUGAAAUAACAGUUUGUCAUAAAGGUCAAUACUUUAUAUUUGUAACAAAAAUCCCACUAGUACAAACCAUUGAUUUCAAUGCCUAUAAAGUAAUUCCGUUACCUAUUAUAUACGACAGCCAGAGCUUUAUCUUAAUUGACCCUAGUAUGGAGAUCAUAGCAACCAGUUAUGAUACGCAAAAGUUUUUCACGUUGACAAAUAAGCAAUGGGAAAUGUACAGGGAGGUACAAUCAUACACACUUUGUAAAAAUAGUUAA